This is a messenger RNA of Seriola dumerili (greater amberjack), 2147 nucleotides long. RefSeq names its product leucine carboxyl methyltransferase 2 (gene lcmt2). Lineage: Eukaryota; Metazoa; Chordata; Actinopteri; Carangiformes; Carangidae. The transcript is spliced from 14 exons. Gene Ontology annotation, molecular function: tRNA methyltransferase activity; protein binding. Gene Ontology annotation, biological process: wybutosine biosynthetic process; tRNA methylation. The record is from RefSeq and is a predicted model, not a curated record. The coding region runs from base 83 to 2122 and encodes 679 amino acids.
AGGGACUUCAGCUGAAACUGUCCCGUUAAAGCGCAUUUUCUGCUCGGCACAGUGUCUGUGUGUGUGACGGUUUAGCGACAUCAUGCCAACGACCAACACGAAGAAGAAGAAGCAGGGGAGAGACACCGCGGUGCAGGGAACCAACGACAGCAGUGUGGUGAGCAAGGUGUCUGCUGCAGCGCAGGGAUACUUCCACGACGUCUUCCUGCAGCACUUUGUGUGCAAAGUGUCCAGAAGAGCUCCGCUCAUCAACAGGGGUUACUACGUGCGCUGGAGAGCCGUGGAUCACUGUGUGACGAGGUUUCUACAGAUCACUGAAAACUGCCCCAGGAGGCAGAUUCUGUCGUUGGGCGCCGGGUUCGACUCGUUGUAUUUUCGCCUGCACGCAGACGAAGAGCUUCACAGAGCUGUUGUGUUCGAGGUGGAUUUCCCAGAUGUCGCUCGGCGAAAGACCGCCCUCAUCACUUCUAACAUCACACUGAGGGGGAUGUUAGACCCCCAUUUACCUUCUCCUACAGGACCUGUUUACGUGUCCAGUGGUCAGUACCGUCUGCUGGGGCUGGAUAUCAGAGAGGAGUCCCAGGUGGAGGAGGCUCUGGGUGCAGCCGGGUUGGACUGGGCUGCUCCGACUCUAAUUCUCUCUGAGGUGGUGCUCACCUACAUGGAAACACAAUGGUCAGAUGUCGUCAUUUGCUGGGCGGCAAAGCUCCUUCCUCAGUCUCUCUUCGUAAUGUACGAGCAGAUCCGUCCACACGACCCCUUCGGUCGGGUCAUGCAGGAUCAUUUCCUGAAACUAAACUCAACCCUGCACGCCCUGCGACAGUACCCAGACGCCGCCGCACAGACACACAGGUUCCUGGACAAGGGCUGGGAGCAGUGUGUGUGUCUGGACAUGAACGACUUCUACCUGGGGCUGGUCCCUGAGGAGGAGAGGAGCAGAGUGGAGGUCCUGGAGCCUUUUGAUGAAUAUGAGGAGUGGCAUCAGAAAUGUUCCCACUACUUCGUCCUCACUGCGUCUCGAGGCUCCUUCACAGCUCAGGCGUUACUCACACGUCCUGCAGUGUCUCCGGUGCCGUCCAUGAGCCCGUCGUGGAGCCCUGCAGCCCUGAGUGUGAAGACUCUCCCAGUCUGUAUGGAGGGGCUGGGGAUGGCCUCCACCUUGCUGAGUCCAGGGCAGGUCCUGCUAACAGGAGGCUCCAGCAGAGGAGGCAGGGGGGCAGUGACUAGACUCCUCCUCCGAGGCCGGGGAGGCUGGAGCUCCGUCAGCGUGGAGCCGUCAGUAGAUCUGGGUGUCCGGCUCUACCACACCGCCACGCCUCGUCCCGGAGGAGGUGUUGUGGUCUACGGAGGCCGCUCCUCUCCUCUCAACCCAAUCACAAGCCUUUUCAGAGUAACCCUGGACCCCUGUGGUGCGCCGGGUCCUGGAGACCCGGAGGACAGAGAUGCAGUGAGACUGUGUGCUGAGCAGAUGGUCUGUACGGGUGACCCACCGCCGCCAAGAUGGAGGCACACCGCUACCAACGUCAGUCAUAAAGGGAAAGACUUCCUGUUUGUGUUUGGUGGAAAGAAUGAAUCACAGGCCGCUCUGGGUGACGCCCACUUCCUGUGUCUUGACCAGCAGCACUGGACCGAGAUCCCAGUAGAGGGUGCAGCUCCAGAGGCCCGCCACUCGCACUCAGCCUGUCCAUAUCAGGGAGGUGUGGUGGCGUUCGGAGGCCUGGACAGAUGGGGGGUCCUGUUGGGGGACACGGUCGUAUUAAGGCCCACAGACAGAGGCUUCUCCUGGGAAAGGAUAGAGGUGCAGCCCCCUCCUGUUCCCAGAUACUCUCACUCUGCCCAUGUGAUUGGUGAGAAGCUGGUGGUGGUGGGCGGAGUUUGGCUGCAUUCAGACGGCGUGCCGGGCGUCGUGGUGAUCGACCUCAGCACGCGGAGCAGCGUGGAGCUCAGACUGGACACGACCUCGGUGCCCUGGCCUCUGAUGCUCCACUCUUUCUGCUCGGAGCCGACAGACUUAGAAGAACCUGAGCUGGUCCUGAUGGGAGGGGGAGGGAACUGUUUCUCCUUCGGGACUCAUGUCAACCCUCGGCCCGUCACCGUGGACCUCAGACCUGCGCUGGGAUGAAAGUGUUUCUAUCCCCAAAUCAGUG